CAGUUGGUUGAAAGCGUGGGGAGCCGCAGUAAUGGCAGCUCUCCGACUUACGAUGGGCGGUGGUAAUUGGUUUUCGGCUUUGGCGCUCGGAGUGACUCUCCUCAAAUGCCUUCUCAUCCCCACCUACCAUUCCACAGAUUUUGAAGUACACCGAAACUGGCUUGCUAUCACUCACAGUUUGCCAGUAUCACAGUGGUAUUAUGAGGCAACUUCAGAAUGGACCUUGGAUUAUCCCCCUUUUUUUGCAUGGUUUGAGUAUGCCCUGUCACAUGUUGCCAAAUAUUUUGAUCAAGAGAUGCUGAAUGUCCGUAACCUGAACUACUCCAGCACAAGAACCUUACUUUUCCAGAGAUUUUCUGUCAUCCUUACAGAUGCACUCUUUGUGUAUGCUGUACAUGAGUGCUGUAAAUGCAUUGAUGGGAAAAAAGCAGGUAAAGAACUUACAGAGAAGCCAAAGUUUAUUCUAUCAGUGUUACUGCUGUGGAACUUCGGGUUGCUAAUUGUGGACCAUAUUCAUUUCCAGUACAAUGGCUUUUUAUUUGGAUUAAUGCUACUCUCAAUUGCACGAUUAUUUCAGAAAAGGCAUAUGGAAGGAGCAUUUCUCUUUGCUGUUCUCCUCCACUUCAAGCACAUCUACCUCUAUGUCGCACCGGCUUAUGGGACAUACCUGCUACGGUCUUACUGUUUCACUGCAAAUAAACCAGAUGGGUCUGUCCGAUGGAACAGUUUCAGCUUUGUCCGUCUUCUUUCUCUAGGACUGAUUGUUUUUUUAGUUUCUGCUCUUUCACUGGGUCCCUUCCUAGCCAUGAACCAACUGCCUCAAGUCUUGUCCCGACUCUUCCCUUUCAAGAGGGGUCUCUGCCAUGCAUAUUGGGCUCCAAACUUCUGGGCUUUGUACAAUACUUUGGACAAAGUGCUCUCCGUCCUCGGUUUGGAAUUGAAACUUCUUGAUUCCAACAAAAUUCCCAAGGCCUCAAUGACAAGUGGUUUGGUUCAGCAGUUCCAACACACAGUCCUUCCCUCAGUGACUCCCUUGGCCACCCUCAUCUGCACUCUGAUUGCCAUAUUGCCCUCUGUUUUCUGUCUUUGGUUUAAACCCCAAGGGCCCAGAGGCUUUCUGCGAUGCCUAAUUCUUUGUGCCUUGAGCUCCUUCCUGUUUGGGUGGCAUGUCCAUGAAAAAGCCAUACUCCUCGCAGUUCUCCCGAUGAGCCUUCUGUCUGUGGGGAAAGCAGGAGAUGCUUCAAUUUUUCUGAUUCUGACCACAACAGGACAUUAUUCCCUCUUCCCUCUGCUCUUCACUGCACCAGAGCUUCCCAUUAAAAUCUUACUCAUGCUACUAUUUACCAUCUAUAGUAUUUCCUCACUGAAGACUCUGUUCAGAAGAGAAAAACCUCUUUUUAAUUGGUUGGAAAUGUUCUACCUCCUUGGCUUGGGGCCUCUGGAAGUCUUCUGUGAAUUUGUAUUCCCUUUCACCUCCUGGAAGCUGAAGUACCCCUUUAUCCCUUUGUUACUGACCUCAGUGUAUUGUGCAGCGGGCAUCACAUAUGCUUGGUUCAAACUGUAUGUUUCGGUGUUGACUGACCCUCCUUCCGGCAAGACAAAGAAACAAUGAAUAAAGGAACUGCUUGGAUGUAGUCCAAGCAAUUAUUUCAUGGGAAAUUAAUCAGAACUUGAAGAAAGUUGCUGGUGGCACGAACCAUUCAAUUCAAUAGUUGUUUGGAAGACCAUUCUUCUAAACUUGGCCUUGCCCAGCCUAGCAACGUGAUUGUCACCAUGGUGAGAAGCCACUUAUCCUGUGUAAGCAAUGAAGCACAUUUGAAACAAAUCUCGCCUUGCCCUGAUCAAGUCGUCUGAGAUCAUUCCGACUGCUGUGCGUGCUCACAGCAAGCAGGGAGUCUACCAACACCAUGAUUAUUCGUAGCCUGCGAUGACCAUUGUCGAGCUAUAAAGCAAAUUAGAAUCAUGUGCUAAGGGAAAUAGAAAUAAAAUGCCAUUUUUUAUUUCUGAACAA
This is a messenger RNA of Suricata suricatta (meerkat), 2011 nucleotides long. It is a transcript of the gene ALG8, whose product is annotated as ALG8 alpha-1,3-glucosyltransferase. Gene Ontology annotation, cellular component: endoplasmic reticulum membrane. The transcript has 13 exons. The coding region runs from base 32 to 1612 and encodes 526 amino acids. NCBI's taxonomy places the organism in Eukaryota, Metazoa, Chordata, Mammalia, Carnivora, Herpestidae. Gene Ontology annotation, molecular function: dolichyl pyrophosphate Glc1Man9GlcNAc2 alpha-1,3-glucosyltransferase activity. The record is from RefSeq and is a predicted model, not a curated record. Gene Ontology annotation, biological process: protein N-linked glycosylation.